Messenger RNA from Acanthoscelides obtectus, 1445 nucleotides. Lineage: Eukaryota; Metazoa; Arthropoda; Insecta; Coleoptera; Chrysomelidae. The record is from the annotation of a GenBank genome assembly.
UGCAAAUAAAUAUUAUUACCACAAGGUAUAAUCUGUCCAAACACGUUAUUAUUCAUAGCAGGGGUCAAAUUCAAUUGUGUUUGCACCGGUAGUCGAGUUGCUUUAUCACUUGUUAUAGCCGGUUAAAAAAAUUGUAUUUCUGUUUGAGCGAACGAUAUACUCACUAGUCUUUCCAUGUAAUACUGUUAUCUCUGUUGUUGUGGUUACCUAUAUAUUUUAAGUGCCUGUAAGUUAUUUUUGACCAAUAACGAUACACAACGAUUCAUAACUAUUGUUCUUUUCGAGCAAGAUUGACGACUAAAUGAACUAUAAUGUGGGCCAUUUCUAGAGGAUGGAUGGCAAGGCCUCAAAGGGUACCGACCGAGGUACCGAGUUGAUGAAAAUCACAGUGGCAAACGGCGCAAACACGUCAGCAGCAAGGUCCACCACCACCUGCACACCGGAAGUGUGCAGGGCCGCCAGGCAGAAGUAUCAACCGCCUGAUCUCGCAUCGGACAGUCCAUGGAAUCAGAGGAAAACAUACUUUUUCAUCGGCACCGUCGUUAUCUUCAUCAUAUGGGUCAUCAUAUAUACUAUUAACACACUGACAUGACAGAAAGAAUAAGUAUCACAGGUAAAACAAUCAGUAUCAAGAGUAUAAGCAAGGUUUGGGUUUUCUAAUUUUUCCAUCUAAAAGAACACUAUGCACUGAAAUUAUCACGUAGCAAAAAGGUGAAUGAAGGUAGUGAAUUUGUUGCCAAUUUUCUUAUUUCAUUUUGCUUACCACUAGCACCAAAAUCACACAAAAUGUAACAAUAUUCAAUAGGAAAUUAAGGACUUUAUAUUUUAGAUUCAGGUGAUGUGUGAUUGUGCUCAUGUUAAUGUAAUAUUGUAGCUUAAGGCUAAAUAAACAUCUAAACCUAACUCCGCUUCCAUCCAAAAAAAGGCAGCAUUGCCUCUUAUAAAACCUCCUAACAAACUUGAGACUGAUGGUGCUUGAUUAUGAAUUGAGACGACGACUAUGCUGUAAGCCAACCAUGAAUUGUCAUGAUUAAUCUGGAAUUUAGAAUCUAUGCUUAUCUCGACAGGCAGAGGCGCACACCGAUGGUAAAAGUGUAGCCACAGAUGCACAUAACGGGUUGUCAGAUUUAUCCUAUGUCCCUUCUUAAAGCUACAUAUAUUUAUUUUUGAUGUGCAUUCACUUUAUACAAAGACACACAAAUUUUAUGAGGGGGAGGAUAAUUACCCCAUAAUUACCCCCUUACGACUCAAAUACCCGACCAAAAUCCAUAGAAAAAUGAGCUUCCAAAAACGUGAUGGAACAAUAAGCAAAAAGAUUUCAAUAAUGCCUGAUCUUUUAUAAUCCAAUAAACCUGAAUAUGAACGUACUUAUGAAGAAAACAUUGCAUUGUUACUUGAUCUUUAGCAGGGAUUUACACAAUGAGCAACUCUCGGAUGGACUGACG